UAAGAGCAGACUAAAGCCCUGCUGUGACGUCACAGCCAACUAAAUCCCUGCUGUGACGUCACAGGCCGGCAAGGGACGCCGUGGCGCGCAUGCUCCGUGACGCACGAGGCUAAUGGACGAGAACAAGUCGGAAGUCACGUGCUACUUUGCUAUUAGCGCGACAGCUCGCCGGCAGCACGUGGAAGGUGCAUCGUCACGUGACCCGGGAAGGCCAAUCAAGAGGCUGCCUCCCCACCUGCCCCCACCUGCCCCCACCUGCCCCCACCUGCCCCCACCUGCCCGCUUGGAGGUCAAUGACCUUUUAGGCGUCAUCGCGCGAGACCCGCCCGGGGCCCCUCGUUCCCGCCGCAGACGCGGACGUCCGAGAUCCUUUUUCCCGCGCUCGUCUGGCCGGCUCGCGCGGCUCGACGUGGGCGGCGCGUGGAUGCGCGUGCCCGCACGCAGCCGCUCGCCGGCGCGCCACCGCGGCCACAAGCUGGUUGUGACGCGGCGGAUGCACACUGACAUCUCUGCUGCUGCCUCCUGCACGCGAACGCACCUUUGGAGGGAACUGCACGGUCCCUGAACGCAACACUGCACCUUCUCCUCCUACUUCUUCUUCUUUUUCUUUUUCUUUUUCUUUUUCUUCUUCUUCUUCUUCUUCUUCUUCUUCUUCCCCUUCUUCUCCUUCUUAUUCUUCUUCCUCUUCUCCUUCUUCUUCUUCUUCUCCUUCUUCUUCUUUUUCUUCUUCUUCUUCUCCUUCUUCUUCUUCUUCUUCUUUAUGCAGAGGGGAGCAGGUGAGGAGAACAUCAUCACCAUGUUUGUUGUGCAGGUGUGCACUGUCCUCAUCUUCCUCCCGCUGGCCUCGCCAUCAGAUGUGUCAUGUGACACCCUGCUCCUCAUGGCCGCCAACGCCACCUUAUUUCACACGUGGUCUACCUGGAAUGAGAGUCUACACAACAACAACAACAACAACAAGAACAACAACAACAGGAGCAAUCAUGUGAUUGGACUGUACUGUGACACCUCAGUGGAUGGUAUUGGUACCUGCUGGCCCCCCACUGCUGCCGGCGACAUGGUGGCACGACCCUGCCCACACACCUUCUACGGCGUCAGAUACAACACCACCAGUAGUGUGUACAGGAAGUGUCUGGCCAAUGGGACGUGGGCAGCAAGGGGCAACUACUCCAUGUGCCAAGCCAUCCUGCAUCAGGAGAAGAAAGGAAAGCUCCACUACCAGAUCGCCGUCAUCAUCAACUUCCUGGGUCACUGCAUCUCCAUGUUGGCGCUGCUCGUCGCCUUCUUCCUCUUCCUGUGUCUCAGGAGCAUCCGCUGCCUGAGGAACAUCAUCCACUGGAACCUCAUCACUGCCUUCAUCCUCAGGAACGCCACCUGGUUCCUGGUGCAGAUCACCAUCAACCCCCAGGUGCACGAGAGCAACGUGGCGUGGUGUCGCCUGGUGACAGCUUCCUUCAACUACUUCCACUCCACCAACUUCUUCUGGAUGUUUGGAGAAGGCUGCUACCUUCACACGGCCAUCGUGCUGACUUACUCCACUGACAAGCUGCGCAAGUGGAUGUUCUUCUGCAUCGGCUGGUGUAUCCCCUUCCCCAUCAUCGUGGCCUGGGCCGUCGGGAAGUUCUACUACGACAACGAGAAGUGCUGGUUUGGGAAGCGGGCCGGCGUCUACACGGACUACAUCUACCAGGGUCCCAUGAUCCUGGUCCUGGUGAUCAACUUCAUCUUCCUCUUCAACAUCGUCAGAAUCCUCAUGACCAAACUACGAGCGUCCACCACCUCCGAGACCAUCCAGUACAGGAAGGCGGUGAAAGCCACGCUGGUGCUCCUCCCCCUUCUGGGAAUCACCUACAUGCUGUUCUUCGUCAACCCAGGUGAAGACGAGGUCUCUCAGAUGGUCUUCAUUUACUUCAACUCCUUCCUGGAGUCCUUCCAGGGCUUCUUCGUCUCCGUCUUCUACUGCUUCCUCAACAGUGAGGUGCGCUCUGCGGCCAGGAAGCGCUUCCAUCGCUGGCAGGAGCAACAUUCCAUCCGAGUGAGGAGCACCCAGGCCAUGUCCAUCCCAACAUCUCCAUCCAGGGUCAGCUUCCACAGCAUCAAACAGUCCACGUCGCUAUGACGACACCUCUUCUACUUCUUCUUCUUCUUCUUCUUCUUCUUCUUCUUCUCUCCAUUCCCCGCUCUGGAAGGAAGACAUCUUUGAAGAUGUCCUCACCACUGAGAGACAUAUUUGAUGAUGUCACCACCACUGAGAGACAUAUUUGAUGAUGUCACCACCACUGGGAGACAUAUUUGAUGAUGUCACCACCACUGAGAGACAUAUUUGAUGAUGUCACCACUGAGAGACAUAUUUGAUGAUGUCACCACCACUGGGAGACAUAUUUGAUGAUGUCACCACCACUGAGAGACAUAUUUGAUGAUGUCACCACUGAGAGACAUAUUUGAUGAUGUCACCACUGAGAGACAUAUUUGAUGAUGUCACCACUGAGAGACAUAUUUGAUGAUGUCACCACUGAGAGACAUAUUUGAUUAUGUCACCACCACUGAGAGACAUAUUUGAUUAUGUCACCACCACUGAGAGACAUAUUUGAUGAUGUCACCACCACUGAGAGACAUAUUUGAUGAUGUCACCACUGAGAGACAUAUUUGAUGAUGUCACCACUGAGAGACAUAUUUGAUGAUGUCACCACUGAGAGACAUAUUUGAUGAUGUCACCACCACUGAGAGACAUAUUUGAUGAUGUCACCACUGAGAGACAUAUUUGAUUAUGUCACCACCACUGAGAGACAUAUUUGAUUAUGUCACCACCACUGAGAGACAUAUUUGAUGAUGUCACCACUGAGAGACAUAUUUGAUGAUGUCACCACUGAGAGACAUAUUUGAUGAUGUCACCACUGAGAGACAUAUUUGAUGAUGUCACCACCACUGAGAGACAUAUUUGAUGAUGUCACCACUGAGAGACAUAUUUGAUGAUGUCACCACUGAGAGACAUAUUUGAUGAUGUCACCACCACUGAGAGACAUAUUUGAUGAUGUCACCACUGAGAGACAUAUUUGAUGAUGUCACCACCACUGAGAGACAUAUUUGAUGAUGUCACCACUGAGAGACAUAUUUGAAGAUGUCCUCACCACUGAGAGACAUAUUUGAUGAUGUCACCACCACUGAGAGACAUAUUUGAUGAUGUCACCACUGAGAGACAUAUUUGAUGAUGUCACCACUGAGAGACAUAUUUGAAGAUGUCCUCACCACUGAGAGACAUAUUUGAUGAUGUCACCACCACUGAGAGACAUAUUUGAUGAUGUCACCACUGAGAGACAUAUUUGAUGAUGUCACCACUGAGAGACAUAUUUGAUGAUGUCACCACUGAGAGACAUAUUUGAUGAUGUCACCACUGAGAGACAUAUUUGAUUAUGUCACCACCACUGAGAGACAUAUUUGAUUAUGUCACCACCACUGAGAGACAUAUUUGAUGAUGUCACCACUGAGAGACAUAUUUGAUGAUGUCACCACUGAGAGACAUAUUUGAUGAUGUCACCACUGAGAGACAUAUUUGAUGAUGUCACCACCACUGAGAGACAUAUUUGAUGAUGUCACCACUGAGAGACAUAUUUGAUGAUGUCACCACUGAGAGACAUAUUUGAUGAUGUCACCACCACUGAGAGACAUAUUUGAUGAUGUCACCACUGAGAGACAUAUUUGAUGAUGUCACCACCACUGAGAGACAUAUUUGAUGAUGUCACCACUGAGAGACAUAUUUGAUGAUGUCACCACUGAGAGACAUAUUUGAUGAUGUCACCACCACUGAGAGACAUAUUUGAUGAUGUCACCACUGAGAGACAUAUUUGAUGAUGUCACCACCACUGAGAGACAUAUUUGAUGAUGUCACCACUGAGAGACAUAUUUGAUGACGUCACCACCACUGAGAGACAUAUUUGAUGAUGUCACCACUGAGAGACAUAUUUGAUGAUGUCACCACUGAGAGACAUAUUUGAUGAUGUCACCACCACUGAGAGACAUAUUUGAUGAUGUCACCACUGAGAGACAUAUUUGAUGAUGUCACCACUGAGAGACAUAUUUGAUGAUGUCACCACUGAGAGACAUAUUUGAUGAUGUCACCACCACUGAGAGACAUAUUUGAUGAUGUCACCACUGAGAGACAUAUUUGAUGAUGUCACCACCACUGAGAGACAUAUUUGAUGAUGUCACCACUGAGAGACAUAUUUGAUGAUGUCACCACCACUGAGAGACAUAUUUGAUGAUGUCACCACCACUGAGAGACAUAUUUGAUGAUGUCACCACUGAGAGACAUAUUUGAUGAUGUCACCACCACUGAGAGACAUAUUUGAUGAUGUCACCACUGAGAGACAUAUUUGAUGAUGUCACCACUGAGAGACAUAUUUGAUGAUGUCACCACUGAGAGACAUAUUUGAUGAUGUCACCACCACUGAGAGACAUAUUUGAUGAUGUCACCACCACUGAGAGACAUAUUUGAUGAUGUCACCACUGAGAGACAUAUUUGAUGAUGUCACCACCACUGAGAGACAUAUUUGAUGAUGUCACCACUGAGAGACAUAUUUGAUGAUGUCACCACUGAGAGACAUAUUUGAUGAUGUCACCACUGAGAGACAUAUUUGAUGAUGUCACCACCACUGAGAGACAUAUUUGAUGAUGUCACCACUGAGAGACAUAUUUGAUGAUGUCACCACCACUGAGAGACAUAUUUGAUGAUGUCACCACCACUGAGAGACAUAUUUGAUGAUGUCACCACUGAGAGACAUAUUUGAUGAUGUCACCACAACUGAGAGACAUAUUUGAUGGUGUCGUAGCUGAGAGACAUAUUUGAUGAUGUCACCACUGAGAGACAUGAUACAUGAUGAUGUCACCACUGAGAGACAUAUUUGAUGAUGUCACCACUGAGAGACAUGAUACAUGAUGAUGUCACCACUGAGAGACAUGAUACAUGAUGAUGUCACCACUGAGAGACAUAUUUGAUGAUGUCACCACUGAGAGACAUAUUUGAUGAUGUCACCACCACUGAGAGACAUAUUUGAUGAUGUCACCACUGAGAGACAUAUUUGAUGGUGUCGUAGCUGAGAGACAUAUUUGAUGAUGUCACCACUGAGAGACAUAUUUGAUGAUGUCACCACUGAGAGACAUAUUUGAUGAUGUCACCACCACUGAGAGACAUAUUUGAUGAUGUCACCACUGAGAGACAUGAUACAUGAUGUCACCAUGGCUGACGUCACCGUCGCUGAAGUCACAUGAUUGACAGCAGAAUGAAGAAAUGUUGAUUUUACUGAAAAACUGAUGCCAAUGUUUGACUGCACGUAUUGAUCACUACAUGUAGUGAUCAAUACGUGUAUUGAUGAAUAAGUAUCGAUCACUACAUGCAGUGAUCACUACAUGCAGUGAUCAAUAAGUGUAUUGAUAAAUAAGUAUUGAUCACUACAUGCAGUGAUCAAUAAGUGUAUUGAUAAAUAAGUAUUGAUCACUACAUGCAGUGAUCAAUAAGUGUAUUGAUGGCUGCAGCAGCGAGCAGGAAGUGGUGAGUGUGGACAUGAUGACCUUCCUUCCUUCCUUCCUGUGUCAGACCUAGUAGAAGCUUGUAGAUGAUUAUUGAUUGUCAAUCAGUCCUAUUAUUGAUUGUCAAUUAGUCCUUCUAUUGAUUAUCAAUCAGUCCUAUUGUUUGCAUGCCCUUGAGUUGUGUGAAGUAUGAUUCAUGUCUGAAUGAACACAUGAAUGAAGAUGUUUGACUUUGUUGUGUCAGCACAUCAGGAAGAAGAGAUCAGACACUCAAGCACAACUUUUCAAACAAUUAUCAAUUUAGCAAAUGAUCAAAUGUAACUUCUCACAUUACAUAACUGACAUAUACAACCUUUAUUAGUCUUACUACUAUAAUAUUAUUAUUAUUAUUAGCAGUAUUAUUGUUGGUAUUAUCAUAUUACAUAACUAAAAUAUAAACCCAUUAUUAUUAUCAUAUUACAUAACUGAAAUAUAAUCUCAUUGUUAUAAUAUUCCAUAACUGAAAUAUCAUAUAUUAUUAGUGUUCCCCGCGACCCCAAAAGGGAAUAAGCGGUAGGAAAUGGAUGGAUGGAUGGAUUAUUAUUAUUGUUAUCAUCAUUAUUAUUAUCAUUAUUGUUAUUAUUAUUAUUAUUAUUGUUAUAUCCCAUAACUGAAAUAUCAUCUUUAUUAUUAUUAUAAUUAUAAUUAUUACCAUAAUUGAGCAUAAGUGAAAUAUCAUGUUAUAUUGCAGCUGAGAGGCUCCAGCGACCCCAAAAGGGAAUAAACAGUAGAAAAUGGAUGGAUGGAUGAUUAUUAUUGUUAUUAUGACGAUGAUAUUCCAUAAAGCAAGAUGAGGAUGAUGUCAUUCCACACCCAGAAGUGUUGACUUCCAGUUCAUCUUGAGGUUGUUGUUUUGUGUGCCAGAGUUUUGCUGCGUUGGACAAUCCAGACGCCGGGCUGGGCGGGUCAGGACUUGACAAGCUCCUCCCAAAUGUCACACAUUACCCACAAUUCCUGCUGAAGAUGACCCCUGCCCUAGGGUCAGCAGCUCAGGUAAUAGAGCGAGGACCGGGUCAAGGGUUGAAGUGUCACAAGUGACUUGUGUCUGGGAUCUACUUCCUGGACACCUGAGGAACAUUAAACAUGAGAUGACAUCAUUAAACAUGAGAUGACAUCAUUAAACAUGAGAUGACAUCAUUAAACAUGAGAUGACAUCAUUAAACAUGAGAUGACAUCAUUAAACAUGAGAUGACAUCAUUAAACAUGUCAGCAGGUAGGAACUACAAUUCUGCUUUUGUGUUUAACUUUGACAUCACCGCCAUCUUGUGUCGGUCACUGGAACUACAUCAUGAGUGACGUCAUCGUUCAUCUCAGCGCAGUCAGUGACAACAAACAUAAUCACGAUGAAAAAAUAAAAUAAAAUAAAAAAAUAUAUAUACAUAUUUAAAAUGAAUAUGUAUACAAUCUAAAUAAUUAUAAUAUUUACUGUAAUAUAUAUUCAAAAUAACUAUAUAUACAGUCUUAUUAAUUAAAAUAUUCACUGCUAUAUAUAUUCAAACAUGAUUAUGCCCAAAUCAAUCAAUCAAUCAAUCAAUCAAUCAAUGUAUUUUAUUUCGGCAAUCUUCACAUAAAACAAAGAACAACAACAAGAAAAAAAAAAAACAGCACUCAUUUGAGCAAUGAUUGAGCCAAAAGGGUGUAGGUUGAAGCAACACUUAUAUAAACCUAACCCAUCACAACAAGAACAAGGUUCAAAAUAUAUCAAAUCUAAAACAUGCUUCACUUAUAUUACUUUUUUUUAAACAAUAUAUAAGCAACAUAUAUGUAGCACACGUCUCAUAUACACAGUUUAACAUUUAAAUCAAACAUAUACAUUUGUACACUUAUUUAUAUAUAUAUACAUAUAUAUAUUAUAUAUACACAAUUUAUUUAAAUUCCAUAUAAAGUAGUAAUAUAUACAUUUUAAUAUAACCUAUAUGUAUAAUUAUGAAAUCAUAAAUUGUAUUUAUAUACAUAUUAUAUAUUAUUGUCUUUCUAAAACAAUGUUUGCUCUUCUUUCUUAUAUUUACUAAUGAUAAAUGAUUUAAAAAGCUUUUUAAACUGGUUUAUGUUGGUGCUGUGUUUUAUUUCAUCCUUUAAACAGUUCCAUAUUUUAACCCCUGCUAUUGUUAUACUCAUUCCUUUCUGCCUUGUUCUACAAUA
This is a messenger RNA of Nerophis ophidion (straightnose pipefish), 7701 nucleotides long. RefSeq names its product corticotropin-releasing factor receptor 1. Gene Ontology annotation, molecular function: G protein-coupled peptide receptor activity; corticotrophin-releasing factor receptor activity; corticotropin-releasing hormone receptor activity. Lineage: Eukaryota; Metazoa; Chordata; Actinopteri; Syngnathiformes; Syngnathidae. The transcript has 14 exons. Bases 761 to 2116 code for a protein of 451 amino acids. Gene Ontology annotation, cellular component: plasma membrane; neuron projection. Gene Ontology annotation, biological process: cell surface receptor signaling pathway; adenylate cyclase-activating G protein-coupled receptor signaling pathway. The record is from RefSeq and is a predicted model, not a curated record.